GUCGCAAUAAAAAGCGGCGCAGCAGUCAAACGAACACUCUUGGGCGUUACUGAUUUUGUGUAUUAAAAUUUGCCAACAACAUCGAGAAGAUGAAUCUGACGAUGACGGGCAUGCCUCUGAAGGCUACAAAACAGCUGAAAAUCACAGCUAUACCCAACCUUGAUGCCAGGAGGUUCAUGAUCAGUGUCGGGCACCAGGAGAAUGCCACUGCCCUGAUUUUUGAUGUCCGCUUCAACCACCAAGGGGACCUUCGCGUCAUCAUCUUAAACUCCUUGCGCAAUGGCUCCUAUUCCACUGAGAAGAGGGAGAAACACUUCUUAUUUCAGGAGGCAAAGGAGUUCGAGAUAACAAUCACCUUCAACCGUGAAGAAUUUCAUGUUAAGAUCCCUGAUGACUACCCUGUAUCAUUCCCGAAUUGUUUUGGUGAUGAUCAGUACAGCUUCAUCCAAGUAUUUGGGGAUAUCAACAUCAAGAGCUUUAACAUCGAAUAAGCAAGUCUACAGGCACUGGAUCUGCCCUGUCUGGCUGCUGAUUGGCUGUGAUCUGUGCCCUAUCCUCUGUGAAGCUUAACCAUGAUGCUUAUUGUUAACUCCGCUAAUGCAGUAGUGACUAUACCAUGUGUUCCUUCUUGCAAUAUGUCUCUGUUCGUUCAAACAGUGUGAACCUGUACAACUUCCCCAGCUGGUCUUCUGAAGAUAUUUUAAUAUGAAAAUAUUACUAGAUUUCUUUGAGAUGAUGAAUUCAUUAUACAUAAUUGUUCACUUACUUAAAUAUAAUCUAUAAGAAUUUAUACAUAUUGUCACAUUUACUGUAAUUCAUAUCUGUUGAUUUUCUUAACCUAAAUAAAUGUUCCUUGCCAGCAAAACUCAAAA
Molecule: messenger RNA, 872 nt
Organism: Paramormyrops kingsleyae
Lineage: Eukaryota; Metazoa; Chordata; Actinopteri; Osteoglossiformes; Mormyridae
Product: beta-galactoside-binding lectin-like
Molecular function (GO): laminin binding; carbohydrate binding
Source: RefSeq, a predicted model, not a curated record